UGUUGAUGCGCUCCCUUACACUUCAAUCAAUCAAGCUAGUUAUGUAAUCAACCAGCCCUGUCACCGUUCUCUGAAGCUCUCUCCCUUGUUCCUAGAGCAGUGCGAACACUUCGGUGGUUGCAUGGUCUACCGUGACCAUCUCCCUUCUUUGCCGCUUCCAAUCAGGGUCAGAGGCGUGUAUGUCACAUUUCUUUGUACAACCCGAGAACAAUAGGCACCAUUGUUCAUUGUUCUCAAUCCAUGCACAUGCCGUCUGUCAUCGCUUUUGUGAACUAUAAGAGUGUUCGAGCGACAACGUGCCCCUUCACUACUUUCUAGAUUCUUCCUCUUACGCCCGACACUCACUCGCUCCCGGUCGAGCCUUUCACGACUGUUCUGUCUUUUCUUACGACUCUCGACGUCCACACGUUUCAACUCCCACACAACCACUUAAUACUCACCUGCACGCCUUAACGCAAUGCUUCUUACCUCUAUUCUGAGCGUCGCUCUUCUACUUUUUACUCCCGCGGAAACACGACCGCUUCGCACGCGCCAGGCCGCAACCGAGGGACUGAUUUCGGUUCCUUUGCGCCGCGUGGAACGGAAUCCGAGCCUGCAUCCUGAGAUCCGGCAUCAAAUUGACCUGAACCAUGCGACGCGCAUUGCUGCUAGAGCCGCAGGUCUUCCUAACCCCCCGCAACACGAGCUGCUGGCCAACCUUCAUCGCCGCGCAGAGCACAUCCAGGCCCAACGCAAACGCUACAGCGUCCUCCCGGCCGGAUUUGACGGGUCCGUCCCCGAAUUCAGCUCAGGUGCAGGGAACCAGCUGGUGGCGGCCCAAUCCUUCCAACCUGCUUCGAAUACGCCUGCCGUCCUGACCAAUGACUCUUCAGAGGUCGAUUCCGAUGGCGCCGACACAUCCUUUGUGAUGAUCUUGUCCAUCGGCAGUCCCUCGCAAGACUACAAGGUUAUCGUCGAUUCUGGAUCGUCGGUUCUCUGGUUGAAGUCGGGCAACCAUUGUGUUUCACAGGACAAUCAGGGAAACCCCCAGGGCUGCGGCAACCACAAAUUCCUCGAUUCCUCGACAUCUAGCAGCCUCAUCUCACUUAACGAUCCGUUCAACAUCGUCUACGGCUCUGGCUCCGCGAGCGGUUCCCUUGUCAACGACACUGUGGUGUUCGGUGGAAUACUUUUGAGCAACUACACUUUCGGACUGGCGGACAAGAUCAGCAACUCCUUUGCAUCGGACGCUGUAGCUGACGGGCUGAUGGGAACAGCCAAAUCUGUGAGUUCUUUGGCACGCUUGAGAUGCACGAGCUCAUAUGAGUGUCAGGGACUGGUGGCCUCCGCAGUGGCCGAUCCGACCAAGCUACCGACGCCCAUCGAGGCGUUGGUCAAUUCCGGCACGAUCUCUCAGGGUAUCGCGUCUUACGCUCUUCCGCGGUUGGUGGAUGAUCCCAAUGGCGGCGAAAUCACUUUCGGCGGCAUGGAUCCCAGCAAAUUCGACGCCAGCACAGCCGUCACCGUCAAAUCCUCCGAUACCUCUGCUUUCUGGGUCGCUCAGAUGGAUGGGGUGACGGUGAACGGCGCGACGAUCUCCCUCAGCCACAGCGCCGCCAUUCUGGACACGGGCACGACGAUCGCGGUGUUCCCGACGGCCGACGCCGCUGCGAUCCAUGCGCAGAUCCCAGGCGCUGUGUUCAGCGAGGCCACCGGGUCGGGGACUAUCCCGUGCAACACGACUGCGUCUGUAGCGGUCCAAUUCGGGGGCAAGUCGUUCCCGAUCGACGCCAAGGACCUGCUCUUUGCGUCGUUCGGCAAGAAGACUGGCGACUGCACCUCGGGGAUCGGCGGCUUCAACCAAACGCAAGCGCUCCUUGGCGGCACGUUCCUCAAGAGCGUGUACAUGUCCACCAACAUCGACGACAAUUCCAUCACACUCGCUCAGCGGAUUUAACAUCCGCGGACUUUCUGACGACUUUUACGGACUUUCUUUUGCCUCAUGGACCACGCAUUUGUAGCUAGACGCAAUCUUUAAUCCUGUAUUGUUAGCACCUAAUUGAAUUAGUGUAUCGUUUCCCUCA
Messenger RNA from Mycena citricolor, 2063 nucleotides. The record is from the annotation of a GenBank genome assembly. NCBI's taxonomy places the organism in Eukaryota, Fungi, Basidiomycota, Agaricomycetes, Agaricales, Mycenaceae.